UGUUUAAUUACAAUUCUUUUUUCACCUCUGUGUUUAAAUUUUUUACAUCGCCACGAAAGGACACAAAAACCACACGUUACUUCCGCUUAAAACAUGGCCGAGUCACCCUCCGAGUCAACCUCCGACUCGCCUACCACCACAUCCUCCACGCCCGAUCAAUCCGCCACUAUCGCUAUUUCAACCCCACAAAAUGGCAAUGCCUCCUUCCCCGAGAUCCCAAUCGAGAUCGUCAGUGAAGAAGAAAUGGCUAUCCUCGAUGCAGCGCUUGCAGCCACGCGCUCGAUCUUCCCUUCCGUGAUCCGAUCGGCUGCUUCUCCGUCGCGGAUCCUCGCCGGCGGAAGCCCCAAAACUAUCCGUCCAAUAGCCAUAUUACCCAAAAGGAAAUUCUCGGCUUGUUCGGAUAUUGAAGAUUCUUUCUUGCAUCGGUUUAGAAAAAAUCAAGCUUUGGGUGUCACUGAUCUCACCGGCACAGAAUGGUGUGAGAAACAAAUGGAGAAUGUUCUUUGUUUUGGCAGGAGAAAAGUCAGCAAAGCUAUGAAACUUGGUCAGGCUCGUCAUUUGGAGCUUGAAGAAGAGGUAAUCAAAAAGGUUAGAGUAAGAGUUGAAUCAAAUGAAGAUAAGUGGGCCUUGAAGCUGUUGAGUUCCAUCGCAGGCGUUAACCAGUUCUUGUUUGAAGGACGAACCCGUGAAUUGCUACUCGUAGGAUUUGUUGGAGGUCAAUGGAUUGUUGGAAUUAUUGACGAGGUUAAGGCAUCUGCGGCUAGCGGACCGCUUUUGACCGAUACAAAGACUCGAAGCCGUGACACACUCCCAGCUGAGCCACAAAGAAGGAAUGGAAGGCUACAGGUAAUGCUUUACAAGCUUCUAUGGGACACUGUUGUGAAAGAGGAGUUUCCGGCAGGACGCUUUUUCGACUACUUCUCUUUGGAUCGCCACUGUGUCUUAUCGCAAGAUGUCAGAGAUAACAUUGCUGAUGCAGGAAUCCCAGCACGGACACUUGAAGAGAUAGUUAGGUACUAUGAUAACACUUUUAAGAUGCUUCCGAUAGCAAAUGAUCAGUUACUACUACGGUACGAGUUUCAGAAGGACAAAUCCAUAAUAGCUGAGAUUAGAUUCCCCUAUGAUCCUGAGUGGGUGAUGAGUAAAUACAGAGAAGUCAUUGAGUUUUGGAGAUGUGAAAGAGAAGCUGAGUACACACCUGAAGAAGAACGUUGGAAAUGUCGGUUUUGCCAAUUUGCUAAGUCUUGCCCUGGAAAUCCGAGUUUCGAAUCUCCUGGCCCGAGCUCACCACCAAGAGAGACUCCUUCUCUAGAAUGCUAAAGUUUGAUGCUUUGAUCAAAACCUGCUCAGUGCUAACAUGUUUAGUCUUUUGCACAUUUGCUUCCCUCUUCAUUUUAGUUCUUGCAUAGUGUGUAGCGAUUUGAUUCCGGUGUAUCGUUUCCAAUAUUCAAACGAAUUGUUAUUUUCUUGUACACACACCUUGUAUGUACCAAUGUACCAUUGUUUCCAAUUUUUAAUUUA
Molecule: messenger RNA, 1521 nt
Organism: Eutrema salsugineum
Lineage: Eukaryota; Viridiplantae; Streptophyta; Magnoliopsida; Brassicales; Brassicaceae
Product: exonuclease V, chloroplastic
Exons: 7
Coding region: 94-1320 (408 amino acids)
Biological process (GO): interstrand cross-link repair
Cellular component (GO): nucleus
Molecular function (GO): single-stranded DNA 5'-3' DNA exonuclease activity
Source: RefSeq, a predicted model, not a curated record